Molecule: messenger RNA, 363 nt
Organism: Knipowitschia caucasica
Lineage: Eukaryota; Metazoa; Chordata; Actinopteri; Gobiiformes; Gobiidae
Source: the annotation of a GenBank genome assembly
AUGCAGAAAAGGCCAAAGACGCCAGGUCCGUGUUCGCACAGGCGUGUUGUGAGUGACAGCCCCGCGCGCACACGCGCACGGAGCAACCGCGACAUCAAAAACAAAGGCCGCGUCACGUGCAAACAGGACCGUGUCUUACCAUUCCACUGCGGGCCGAGCCGGACGCGCGCCCCCGGGACCUCAUCCUGGUCUGGGACUGGGUCUAAAUCCAGUUUUGUGAGAGCGGAUGGGGACAGUCCAGUCGGCGCUACUGCUAGGCCUGAUCCGGUGGAGUCUCCCCCGCCUCCCCUCACUGCUCACCCCCUCCCCUCUCUCCCUCACCCCCCUCCCCGCUCUCCCUCCUGUGGGAGAGACAUGAGCUAA